Molecule: messenger RNA, 1427 nt
Organism: Leptonychotes weddellii (Weddell seal)
Lineage: Eukaryota; Metazoa; Chordata; Mammalia; Carnivora; Phocidae
Gene: SMPD2
Product: sphingomyelin phosphodiesterase 2
Molecular function (GO): sphingomyelin phosphodiesterase activity
Source: RefSeq, a predicted model, not a curated record
GGGCCUUCCGGGGAGCACGGGGGCGGGGCCGACCACCUGUGCGCACGGCCCCGGGAGGAGGCGCCGCCAGUCCGCACCGCUUCCAGCCGCAGCCGUCGCCGGGGAGGCGGUGUUGUCCAACGCCUGCGGAGAUCGCUCGCCAUGAAGCCCAACUUCUCUCUGCGACUGAGGAUCUUUAACCUCAACUGCUGGGGCAUUCCCUACCUGAGCAAGCACCGGGCCGACCGCAUGAAGCGCCUGGGAGACUUUCUGAACAUGGAGAGCUUCGACCUAGCUCUCCUGGAGGAGGUGUGGAGUGAGCAGGACUUCCAUUACCUGAGACAGAAGCUGUUGCCCACCUACCCAGCUGCACACUAUUUCAGUAGUGGUGUCAUCGGCAGUGGUCUCUGCGUCUUCUCCAAACAUCCUAUCCAGGAAUUCACCCAGCACGUCUACACCCUCAAUGGCUACCCCUACAUGAUCCAUCAUGGAGAUUGGUUCUGCGGGAAGGCUGUGGGGCUGCUGGUGCUCCAUCUAAGUGGACUGGUGCUCAAUGCCUAUGUGACCCACCUCCAUGCCGAGUACAAUCGACAGAAGGACAUCUACCUAACACAUCGUGUGGCCCAAGCUUGGGAACUGGCCCAGUUCAUCCACCACACAUCCAAGAAGGCCGAUGUGAUUCUGUUGUGUGGCGACCUCAACUUGCACCCGAAGGACCUGGGCUGCCGCCUGCUGAAGGAGUGGACAGGGCUGCAUGAUGCCUACCUCGAGACCCGGGAUUUCAAAGGCUCUGAAGAAGGCUGCACCAUGCUGCCUGAGAACUGCUACGUCAACCAGCGGGAGCUAGAGCUAUUUCCGUUUGGCAUCCGCAUUGACUACGUGCUGUAUAAGGCGGUUUCUGGCUUUUACGUCUCCUGUAAGACUCUUAGAACCACUACAGGCCACGACCCUCACAGUGGCACCCCCCUCUCUGAUCAUGAGGCCCUGAUGGCUACUCUGUGUGUGAGACACAGCCCCCCCCAGCACACCCCCAGCCCUACUCAUGGACCAGCAGAAAGAUCACGGUUGGUCAGUAUAUUAAAGGAGGCCUGGAUAGAGCUGGACCUGGGCGUGGCUCAAGCUCGCUGGUGGGCCACUUUCGCCGGCUACGUGAUUGGUCUAGGGCUGCUGCUCCUGGCCUUGCUGUGCGCCUUGGCAGCUGGAGGAGGGGUGAGGGAGGUUGCCAUACUACUCUGGACUCCCAGUGUGGGACUGCUGCUGGGGGCAGGGGCGGUCUACGUCUUCCACAUGCAGGAGGCCAAGGGCUUGUCUGGGGCUCGGGCUGAGCUCCAGCAUGUGCUGGGAAGGGCAAGGGAGGCCCAGAAUCUGGGCACAGAGUCUCCGCCAGCCCUGCUCCUGCAGCAGGAGGGGGAUGGAACUGAGGAACAAUAAAGUUUGACACUUUUGUG